AUGGCAAUCUGGACAGAUUAUCUUCGUCAUCCCAGAGAAUUUAAGGAGUUUUGUCAGUAUAAAUUAUUUUAUACACCUCUUUAUCAGAGACUUCCUGAUCAAGAAACACAUAAUUGCCGUCAAUGUUAUGAAUUGCUUAUACAAACAAGCCGUAGCUUUGGUCGUGUAAUUCAAGAAUUAAGGCCUGAGUUACGUGAAUCGGUGAUGGUUUUUUAUUUGGUAUUAAGAGGGCUAGAUACUAUUGAAGAUGAUAUGAAUUUUGAUUCAAAGAAGAAAAUUCAGCUAUUGCGCACGUUUUACACACAUAUUGAUGAAAAAGGAUGGAAAUUUUCGGAAUCAUCUUUAAGCGCAAAAGAUGGCAUGCUUUUGAAGUCUUUUGAUAAAGUAAUUGAAGAAUUUCUUGUUCUUAAGAAAGAAUAUCAAGAUAUAAUUCGAUCGAUAACGUACGAAAUGGGGAACGGAAUGGCUGAUUUUAUUAAAAGUGCACAUUUUAAAACUCAAGGGAUUCAAAGUAUUCGGGAUUAUAAUUUGUAUUGUUUUUAUGUAGCAGGGCUUGUAGGUGAAGGGUUAAAUCGACUUUUUUUGGUAAGCAAAGUUGAGCAUGAUUUGGAGGGCCUUACAGAGCUCUCACAUACAAUGGGAUUGUUUCUUCAGAAAACGAAUAUUAUUCGUGAUUACAGAGAAGAUUUGCAUCAUCAACGUGUGUUUUGGCCAAAGGAAAUUUGGUCUAAAUAUGUCGAUAAUUUUAUAGAUUUUUUGGCACCAGAAAAUCAAGAGAAGGGGCUUCAUUGUUUAUCUGAAAUGAUUUUAGAUGCCUUGACACAUGUACCCGAUUGCUUAUACUAUCUAUGUAAUCUUCAUGAUCAAUCCGUCUUCAAUUUCUGCGCAAUCCCUCAAACUAUGGCAAUUGCUACACUUGCACUAGUAUUUCGUAAUCCAAAUGUUUUUCGUAAGAAUCUUAAGAUUCGUAAAGGAGAAGCAUGUUCAUUAAUUAUGCGUACCACAAAUCGAAGAAAUUUAUGUGGAAUUUUUCUUAAAUAUAUACGUAUAAUUCAUCUAAAGAAUACACCAAGCGAUCCUAAUUUUUUUAAAAUAAGUGUCGCUUGUGGCAAAGUUGAGCAAUGGGUUGAAAGCGUUUUCCCCUCAGACAAACCAGGUCUAUCUUUAUGUUCUCAGAAGCCCUUGCAUGAAAGUUCGACUGAGUUUCUAAUAGAUAAGGAAGCUUUUUAUAUUUUUCUUAUUUCUUCCAUAUUUUUAGCCAUAAUUGCAUCAUUAAUGAUUUACCUAGCACAUUUAUUUGGUGCUCGAUGGGAUUUUACUCAAGUUUGCAAAAUUUUUGACUUUUUAAAAAGUAUUUUUUCUGAUACAUUGUCUAUUGUUAAAAGGGAUGAGAUGUGA
Pneumocystis murina B123 is the source of this 1398-nucleotide messenger RNA. Its product is annotated as farnesyl-diphosphate farnesyltransferase. Gene Ontology annotation, cellular component: endoplasmic reticulum membrane. The record is from RefSeq and is a predicted model, not a curated record. NCBI's taxonomy places the organism in Eukaryota, Fungi, Ascomycota, Pneumocystomycetes, Pneumocystales, Pneumocystaceae. The transcript is spliced from 8 exons. Gene Ontology annotation, biological process: farnesyl diphosphate metabolic process; ergosterol biosynthetic process. Gene Ontology annotation, molecular function: squalene synthase [NAD(P)H] activity. The coding region runs from base 1 to 1398 and encodes 465 amino acids.